Molecule: messenger RNA, 5573 nt
Organism: Gallus gallus (chicken)
Lineage: Eukaryota; Metazoa; Chordata; Aves; Galliformes; Phasianidae
Gene: KCNK10
Product: potassium two pore domain channel subfamily K member 10
Exons: 8
Coding region: 1155-2747 (530 amino acids)
Biological process (GO): stabilization of membrane potential; potassium ion transmembrane transport
Cellular component (GO): membrane
Molecular function (GO): potassium ion leak channel activity
Source: RefSeq, a predicted model, not a curated record
GCCUUUAAGGCGGACGCUUUAGCGGCCACGUUUCUAGGUUGAACCUUUAGCCCCUCACCCGCCUGGAGGCCGCUGCCGAGCUGUGCUCCCCGUGGGCAAACGCCCGAAUGGUUCUGAACAGCCCAGCUCAACACGGGCCGCCCCGAUCCCGGCUGCGGCAAGCCGCGCCCCGCACGGCGGGGCAGGCUGUGGGCUCGGCCUCCGGCAGCACUGCCGCCAUUACCAUCCUAAUACGCCAGCAGACCCACCCGGCUCCGGCCCCAUUCUGGAGAGGGCCGCCCCUCAGCACCCCCACGGCCGGGAAGGCCGAGGAAGACAGGGCAGUAGCGCGCCCCAACGCCGGCAGGCCCCGCCCGCCGCCCCCCGGCCCCGCACCUUGGCUCCGCCUGCCGUCGCUCUCCAUCGUUACCCCCAUGCUCUCGGGCGAGCCCAACUCUCGGUUCAAGGCGGCAGCGGCUCUAUCUCCACAGCGGCCAGGCGGGGCGGGGCGCUGAGUCUGGCUCGGCGCGACGUGGCCUGGCCCGGCGGCCUCUGCUGUUGCCAUGGCGUCGGAAGCGUCGCGCCAGGCGGCCGGGCGGGCAGGGCCAGGCCAGGCCGCGGCCUCGGGGAUGGCUUUUCUCCGGCCCUGCUCACAGCAUGGGAUCUCCCUGCAGAAACCCCCGCCUCUGGGAAGCAGCGCUGUUGGGCGCCCUCAGUCCCCGGGCUCGGCCCUCUCCCGGGCCUGGGGCUCCCAUCCACAUCGCACUGCUCUCAGUUUUUCCACGUGCGGUGCCGUAACUUAUGUAACAUGAGCUGGAUAAAGGUGAAUCACUGCUGGCAGAGGCCUCUUUAAGCUAUGUGUUACACUCUAAAGUUUUGCUUCCUCGGUGGAAUCCACAAUAUUAUUUAAACUUGCUUGCAACCUGACUGAAAGUAAAAAAAAAUAAUUGGUGCCAGUGAAUGUUUUAAGCAAAAUGACUCAUGUUUGAGAGGAGAGAAUGGCAAGUAGAGAAGCUGGAGUAUUCCCAGUGUGUUACAGUGAAGAAAUUCAUUCUUUCAGAAGAGCAGUUCUGUAGAAAUGAACCACAACAGGAAAUUUUGAAAAGCAGUAUUUGAUCGCCUCACAGAUCUUUGACCACUGCUUUUCAAGACAGAGAAUUACUGGAGUAAGAAAAAUGAAGUUGACAUACUGCGAUACAUUAACAGUGGCUGUUCCCUCACCAGUGCCAGCUUGUGAACCCGAACCCAAAACAAACGGGCAUUACGCAUCUCCACGGCUCUCUGUUUCCUCCCGAGCAAUGGUUGUUGCUACCAUGGAAGCACCUUCUCAGGGCCUGCAGACAGUCAUGAAGUGGAAAACUGUGGUGGCCAUCUUUGUCGUGGUUGUGGUAUACCUGGUGGCUGGAGGACUUGUCUUCCGUGCCCUGGAGCAGCCCUUUGAGAGUAGGCAGAAGAAUACCAUCGCGCUGGAGAAGGCAGACUUUCUUCGGGAACAUGUUUGUGUAACCCAGCUAGAGCUGGAGACGCUGAUUCAGCAUGCUAUUGAUGCGGAUAAUGCAGGAGUCAGUCCCAUAGGAAAUUCCUCUAACAACAGCAGUCAUUGGGACCUUGGAAGUGCCUUUUUCUUUGCUGGAACAGUCAUCACAACAAUAGGGUAUGGAAACAUUGCCCCAAGCACUGUUGGCGGCAAGAUAUUCUGCAUCUUGUAUGCCAUCUUUGGCAUUCCUCUGUUUGGCUUCUUGCUGGCUGGAAUUGGAGACCAACUUGGAACAAUCUUCGGGAAGAGUAUCGCAAGGGUGGAAAAAGUUUUCAGAAAAAAACAAGUGAGCCAAACAAAGAUCCGGGUGAUCUCUACCAUCCUCUUCAUCCUGGCUGGCUGCAUUGUCUUUGUGACCAUUCCUGCUGUUAUCUUCAAACACAUCGAGGGAUGGACAGCCUUGGAGUCCAUCUACUUUGUGGUUGUCACUCUGACUACAGUUGGUUUUGGUGACUUUGUAGCAGGAGGAAAUGCUGACAUCCAUUAUCGGGAGUGGUAUAAACCUUUAGUGUGGUUCUGGAUCCUUGUUGGCCUUGCCUAUUUUGCUGCUGUUUUGAGUAUGAUUGGAGACUGGUUAAGGGUCCUGUCCAAGAAGACAAAAGAAGAGGUUGGAGAAAUAAAAGCUCAUGCAGCUGAGUGGAAAGCAAACGUGACAGCUGAGUUCAGGGAGACACGGCGUCGGCUCAGCGUGGAGAUACAUGACAAACUUCAGAGGGCAGCCACCAUCCGGAGCAUGGAGCGCCGACGCCUGGGCCUGGACCAGCGAGCCCACUCCUUGGACAUGCUGUCUCCAGAGAAGCGUUCAGUCUUUACUGCCUUGGAAACAGGACGCUUCAAGGCCUCAUCUCAGGAAAGCAUCAACAACAGGCCUAACAACCUACGCCUUAAAGGGUCCGAUCAACUCCACAAGCAUGGGCAAGGGGCAUCUGAGGACAACAUCAUUAACAAAUUUGGAUCAUCUGCUAAGAUGACCAAAAGGAAAAACAAAGACCUCAAAAAGACCAUCCCUGAGGAUGUGCGUAAAAUUUAUGAGACCUUCCGAAACUACUCCUUGGAUGAAGAAAAAAAGGAAGAAGAGACUGAGAAGAUGUGUAAUUCUGAGAACUCUUCUAGCACUGCAGUCCUGACCAACUGCAUCCAGCAGCACUCAGACCUGGAGAAUGGAGUGAUCCCCACUGAAACCAAAGAAAGGGAACAUGAAAACAAAGCGUUACUUGAAGACAGAAAUUAAAUGUAAAAGAUGCUUGACUUGAAUUAACAAUGUUAGUGUUUUUAUAUACAUAUAUAUAUAUUGAGACACGUGCCUUAUACAGACUCCUUAUUCAGUCUGAAUUAUAUAGCAUCGAGGAAUAUUUCACUGUGCCAUAAAGACUCAAGCUUGCUCUGCCAAAACAAAUCAGGAACACAGCACUGAAGAAUGGCAACAGAAAGCUACGCACAUGGAAAUUUCAGCCUGUAUUAGAUUACCAGGGCAAGACACAAAGGAAGAGACUGAACUAUGGCAAUGCCAGCAGAGUGCUAUGACCACGGCAUAAUAUUGACAAAGGGUAGCUACGUAAGAAGAGCUUUUGAAAGGGAUGAAAAGGAGCGUAUCUUUAUAAUGGAGUAUGUAUUCAUUAAGCCUUUCCCUGGUGAUUAAAAAGAGGAGAAAUGAUUGGAGCGAACUAGAAACUUUCAGUAAGGCUUAGUUUACGUUUUGGCACGUGAUCCAAGCUAGAUUUUUUUUUCCAUUUUUGAACCAGAUGCAUUAUCUUUCUAAACUCCAGAAGAAUGUCAAUGGACAAAGCCACCAGCUGGAUGCUGGUUUGAAAAAUCAACACGGACAUAUUUAAGGGUCAGAUUACUUUUUUCAUUAAAAAAGGAAAAAUACAAAACAAACAACUCUGUGGGUAUUUAUCUUAACCAGUGAUGCAGUGAUUAAAAAAAAAAAAAAAAGGAAAAGGAAAGAAAAGAAAAGAAACAAAUGGAUCUUUUUCUCCAUUAGGAAAUGUUCAAUGUAAACUCAUGGCAUAUGAAGGAAUUGCAGCAUCUAUAGCUACGUUGCUUAAAAGAAGAGAAAUAUUAAUUUAAUGAUAUUUGGCUAGGUGUAUAAAACAAUGGGCCAACUGCUUUUUUUAAAAACAAAUUUCUCUUUCACACUUUCUACCACUGAAAUAAACUUCAAUUUUAAUGCUGUAAGACUACGAAGACAGAAGGAAAGCUAUAGCUUUUGCAUGUCAGCAAACUGCUGUUCUCUGUAGCUGAAUCUGAAUUUUUAAAAAUAGACAUUAGAGCGUAUACAUUAUUCAAAUGAGGGCCAGGGAAACCAUAGAAUCUCAGGGCUCUAUGCCCCCUUUGCUAGGGUUGGGUUUAGACAUGAGCUGCAGGCGUAAUCUCAAAAAAAAAAAAAAAAAAAAAAAAAAAAAAAAAAAAAAAAGGAAAAAUAAAGAAGAAAUUUAGGAAAAGAAGUUGAGAAAAAUAUGGUGGUAAUCUUUUAAGUGCUUAGAGCUUUAAGUGCCAUUAAUGCUGUCAUGUUUUGUAACUUUUUAAACAAGCAUUUUGAGUUAUUUGUUUUAUUUCCUUCCAGGUAUAAUUUUGUUUGACAUUUGCUAUCUCUUUAAACACAAGCACUCUGCAUUCCUAAACAAAAGUGAAAUGUGGGCAUUUAAAAAAAAAAUCAUUUGUGCUGCCUGAACAUAUAUGAGGAACACAAAUGUCCAUAGACUUCAUAGUAAUUAUUCAAACAAAAGGCUGCAAAAUAACUGAUAGGAAUUACCAAAAAACCACUUAAUAUUGGUAGUCUUAGCCUGUGGGCUACUGUGUUUGCCACUGCAGAUAGAUGAUUUUGCAUGCUGGAAAUGAAAUACAUGAUUGCACCAGCAAUGCUUCCCCUGAGCCUUCUCCAAGUCCUAAAUAGUCCUGCAAUUUAAGCUGUAGGUUUAUAGGUAUAAGGGUAUCUAAGGGUAAGAACUAUUAGUCACAGAUACAGACACUGGCAGGUCAUACAGACACAGACUUUUGAAAUUGCAUGCCCAUAUCUGAAUACGCAAAAUGCAUGCUCCAUUUUCUGUGGUAGUUCCUGGGAUUCUGUGCAUAAUGAAUCACCUCAAAAUCCAACUGGCCACCUGAAUAUGACCGCCAUAGCUGUGAAUAGAAGCAUGGCAAUGUAAAUGCAAAUUCUGAGUAUGCAUAUUUGUAUAUCUGAUUGGCUCUUCACCGUUUGCAGGAGGAGCCAAGUAUCACAAGUGCAGGGGAGGAAAGGAGUUCUUAGUAUGUUCUGUCUGCUGUUUUACUUCACUUGAAAUAUCAUCUUCGUAAUUCCAUUAUCUGUCUGAACAUUAAGGAAAAAAAACAAUAUUUGAAAAUUUUCAAGUCAUUUAGGAUUGCUUUAACUCGAUAAGAUUCAACAGAAAUUGCAUUCUGCUUAGGUCACUGAUUAAUCUCUUAGAGUGUAGAGCUGUGUUCUGGCUUCAGCUUGCUGGAGGCAGGACAGUGAGCCUGGUCUGCUGGAAAGUUUCGGUUGUCUCCACAGCUGCCCUUGCUGAUGGAGGCUUUGAUGCCACAUGACGUUAUGCUCUGCUUCGCUGUGACAUGGACAGCAGCUCGCGGCCACCGUUGCAUCCUGUCCUCCUCAGGCUGCAAGCAGGGCCAGCAGGAAGCAGGUCUGUUCAGUGUAGGAAUCCUCUGGGUCUCCUGGCACUCCUGGGUUUGGGUGGACCUGGGUGAAAUAGCGUCUCCACCACCACAUGCAAGCAAAUCAUAGAAUCAUAGAAUGAGAAUCAUUUAGGUUGGAAGAGACCUCUAAUGAUCAUCAAGUCCAAUCAUUAACCUAGCACUGCCAAAUUACCACUGAACCGUGUCCCUAAACACCAUAUCUACAAGUCUUUUAAAUACCUCCAGGGAUGGUGGCUCAACUACUCUCCGAGGCAGCCUGUUUUAAUACUUCACAACCCCUUCUGUGAAGAAAUUUUUCCUAAUAUUCAACCUAAACCUCCCCUGGCAUGAGUUGAGGCCAUUCCCUCUUGUCCUGUCACUUGUUUGGGAGAAGAGACUGAUGUCCACCUCAAUACAACCUCCU